Messenger RNA from Oncorhynchus nerka (sockeye salmon), 5451 nucleotides. Its product is annotated as solute carrier family 13 member 2-like. The transcript is spliced from 12 exons. The record is from RefSeq and is a predicted model, not a curated record. Gene Ontology annotation, biological process: transmembrane transport. Gene Ontology annotation, cellular component: membrane. NCBI's taxonomy places the organism in Eukaryota, Metazoa, Chordata, Actinopteri, Salmoniformes, Salmonidae. Gene Ontology annotation, molecular function: transmembrane transporter activity. Bases 280 to 2082 code for a protein of 600 amino acids.
GUCAGCCUGGAGCACACCUUUCCCCACUACCUUACCAGUAGCUAACCUGAGGCUUACCUGUAUUUGACCUGUGGCUCAGCCAGGAGUGCAGAUGUACCUUUCUGUUCACUGCUUUCCGGGUUACAUUUUGGUUCCCUGAAGGUUGAGCUAUCUGGUGCCCAGGUGUAUACCUGACCAAACUGUUUUUCGUAUUACCUGUAGGUUAGUAGUAAGUUAACGCUAGGUUACCUGUGGUCCAGGUGUGUUUCUGUCUCUGGGUUACCUGUCUGUUGGAGAGCCAUGGUUGGGUGUAGCUGGAUAUGGAGCCAUAGGAACUACCUCAUUAUCUUCCUCACCCCACUUCUCCUCCUGCCUCUGCCUCUGCUCAUCCCCACACCAGAGGCUAAGUGUGGCUAUGCUAUCAUCCUGAUGGCACUGUACUGGUGUACAGAGUGUAUGCCCCUGGCUGUGACUGCCCUACUGCCUGUUGUCCUCUUCCCUAUGAUGGGCAUCAUGGAGUCUGCAGAAGUGUGUGUCCAGUACCUAAAGGACUCUAACAUGCUGUUCAUCGGUGGUCUGUUGGUGGCCAUCGCUGUUGAGAACUGGAAUCUUCACAAACGCAUCGCCCUCCGAGUACUACUAGUGGUGGGGGUACGACCGGCACUGCUGAUGUCGGGGUUCAUGGGUGUGACAGCCUUCCUUUCCAUGUGGAUCAGUAACACAGCCACCACAGCCAUGAUGGUGCCCAUCGCCCAGGCUGUGCUAGGACAGCUGUGUGCCACAGAGGCCAUGCAGGAUGAGCGGGAGCUGCAGGUUGAAGGGAAAGACAACCAGGCCUUUGAACUGGACACCAAAGCACCCCAAGAAGAAGAGAUCAACACCAAACAGGACCUGGUCAAGAUUCAGCAGGAUUAUAUGUACAAGGAUGAGGAGAAGGAUGCGGACUCACCUCUGGAGAGGAGAAGAAAAGAGAGAGAGUUGAAGUACCAGCUCUUGACUAAAGGGAUGAGUCUGAGUGUGUGCUACUCUGCCAGUAUCGGAGGCACAGCCACCCUCACUGGCACCACACCCAACCUCAUCCUCAAGGGACAGGUGGAUGAGAUCUUCCCAGGUAAUGGCGAUGUGAUCAACUUUGCGUCAUGGUUUGGCUUUGCCUUUCCCAACAUGAUCAUCAUGCUUAUCCUGUCCUGGCUCUGGCUGCAGUUCAUGUACAUGGGCUUCAACAUGAAGAAGUCAUUUGGCUGCGGGAAGAAGAACGAGGGAGACAAGGAGGCGUUCGCAGUGAUGAAGGAGGAGUACAGGAAGCUGGGGAGCAUGACCUUCGCCGAGGGGGCUGUGCUGACCAUCUUUGUCCUGCUCGUGGUGAUGUGGUUCACCAGAGAACCAGGCUUCAUGCCAGGCUGGGCCACUGUACUGUUUAACAAGGAUGGAGCGUUUGUGACAGACGGGACAGUUGCCAUCUUCAUGUCCACGCUCUUCUUCAUUAUCCCCUCACGGCCGUUCUGCUGUGGGAGUGCUGAGGAAGAGGAUGGAGAGGCUGGGGAGGAAGGCAAGAAGAAGCAAAAGGCCCCAGCUGCUCUGUUGAACUGGCAUGUGGUCCACGAACGCAUGCCCUGGAAUAUCAUCCUAUUGCUGGGAGGAGGUUUUGCUUUGGCCAGCGGUAGCGAGGCAUCUGGUCUGUCUCAAUGGCUGGGUGAGAGUCUAGCUCCUCUACAGUCCAUUCCUCCCUUCGGUAUCUCUCUGCUACUCUGUCUGUUGGUGGGGACCUUCACUGAGUGCUCCAGCAACACAGCUACUACCACACUGUUCCUGCCCAUACUGGCCUCUAUGGCCACAGCUAUUAAGCUGCAUCCUCUGUACGUGAUGCUGCCCUGCACCAUCUGUGCCUCGUUGGCAUUCAUGUUGCCUGUGGCAACACCUCCCAAUGCCAUCGUCUUCUCCUAUGGAAAUCUCAAAGUCAUGGACAUGGUGAAGGCAGGCUUCAUGCUGAACAUGAUCGGGAUCCUGACCAUCAACAUGGGCAUCAACACCUGGGGAGACGCAAUGUUCCAGCUCAGCACUUUCCCUGACUGGGCCAACAUCACACAUGGGACCAAGCCCUGAGAGGGGGAGGAGAGAGAGGCAGGAGGAAGGAGGAGGAUGGAGGGAGGAUUUUGAUAUGAGCACCAACGAGAGCAAGGGAGAGAGAGAGAGAGAGAGAGGCAGGCAGGCAGACAGACAUUACCAUUCAAAAGUUUGGACACACCUACUCAUUCAAGGUUUUUCUUCAUUUUUACUAUUUUCUGCAUUGUAGAAUAAUAGUGAAGACAUCAAAAAUGUGAAUGGAAUCAUGUAGUAAUCAAAAAAGUGUUAAACAAAUAAAAACAUAUUUUAUAUGAGAUUUUUCAAAGUAGCCACCAGUUGCCCGGGUAUUCUCAUUUGCCUUGGCAUUCUCUCAACCAGCUUCAUGAGGUAGUCACCUGGAAUGCACUUCAACUAACAGGUGUGCCUUGUUAAAAGUUAUUUUGUGGAAUUUCUUUCCUGCUUAAUGCUUUUAAGCCAAUCAGUUGUGUUGUGACAAGGUGGUGGGGGCAUACAGAAGAUAGCCCUAUUUGGGAAAAGACCAAGUCAAAUAAGCAAAGUAAAAUGACAGUCCAUCAUUACUUUAAGACAUGAAGGUCAGUCAAUAUGGAACACUUCAAGAACUUUGAAAGUUUCUUAAAGCGGAGUCGCAAAAACCAUCAAGCACUAUGAUGAAUCUGGCUAUCAUGAGGACCACCACAGGAAAGGAAGACCCAGAGUUACCUUUGCUACAGAGAAUACGUUCAUUACAGUUACCAGCCUAAGAAAAUGCAGCCCAAAUAAAUGCUUCACAGAGUUCAAGUAACAGAUACAUCUCAACAUCAACUGUUCAGAGGAGACUUUGUGAAUCAGGCCUUCAUGAUCAAAUUGCUGCAAAGAAACCACUACUAAAGGACACCAAUAAGAAGAGACUUGCUUGGUUCAAGAAACACGAGCAAUGGACAUUAGACGGGUGGAAAUCUGUCCUUUGGUCUGAUGGUCCAAAUUUGUCAUUUUUGGUUCCAACCGCCAUGUCUUUGUGAAACGCAGAGUAGGUGAAUGGAUGAUCUCAUGUGUGGCUCCAGGCUGUGUGAGGGCUAUUUGACCAAGGAGAAAAGUGAUGGAGUGCUGUAUCAGAUGACCUGGCCUCCAAAAUCACCCAACCUCAACCCAAUUGAGAUGGUUUUCGGAUGAGUUGGACCGCAGAAUGAAGGAAAAGCAGCCAUCAAGUGUUCAGCAUUUAUGGGAACUCCUUCAAGACUGUUGGAAAAGCAUUCCAGGCGAAGCUGGUUGAGAGGAUGCCAAGAGUGUGCAAAGCUGUCAUCAAGGCAAAGGGUGGCUACUUUGAAGAAUCUCAAACAUAAAAUAUAUUUUGAUUUGUUUAACACUUUUUUGGUUACUACUUGAUUCCAUAGAUGUUAUUUCAUAGUUUUGAUUUCUUCACUAUUAUUCUACAAUGUAGAAAAUAGUGCAAAACUAAGAAAAACCCUUGAAGGAGUAGGUGUGUCCAAACUUUUGACUGGUACUGUAAAUGUGGACUGACAGGCAAACAGAAAGUCAGACAUAGACAGAGAGAGACAAAGCGAAUGGGAAAGGGAGAUUAAGCACACACACAUAAUGUUGAAGUGACAAUGAACAAGUACACCAGCUACAGUAUCUUCUCCUUAAUUUAGGACAGUUUAGAAAUAAGAUACCAUAUACAAUAUGGUUGCAGCUCUACCUUGCCCUCUGAUAGGCUAAGUCUGCUGUUAAAAGUGCCUAGGUGGUCAGGGCAAGGGGCUAGGGAACUAGGGUCUUCGUGGUUCCUGGACUGGGCCAUACAUUACAAUACAGUACCAUUGCCCCCUAGUGUUCAUUACAUGUAAUUGUAAAUCUGGUGAAGCAGAAUAGGGUUGAAUGGUGCUUCAACACAGUAAUGCACUCCUUUGAAUCGAGUCUGUCCCAGUUCCAGACAAGGAUAUCCUUAAAACGAGACUACUUCUUCAAAGCAAGCAUUGUGCAGGAAUGUGUAUGUGUGUAUAUGUAUAUAUAUAUAUAUAUACAUAUAUAUAUAUAUAUAUAUAUAUAUAUAUAUAUAUAUAUAUAUAUAUAUAUAUAUAUAUAUAGAAAUAUAGCAUAUAAGUAGGAAUGUAGACCGAGUGGCGCAGUGGUUCAAUCCCGGGCUUUGUCACGACCGGCUGUGAUCUGGAGUCCCAUAUGGAGGCGCACAAUUGGCCCAGCUUCGUCUGGGUUAGCGGAGGGUUUGGUCGGGGUAGGCUGUCAUUGUAAAUAAGAAUUUGUUCUUAACUGACUUACAUAACUGUAAAAAAAAUAUUUUUUGUUUCAAUUUAUUAUUUCCAGUGGCCUUUUUCAAGCUCAGAGUACUUCACAUUUCACGGUAUCCUCGCUUUGAUUACAUUUAUUUUGACUAACAAUAGAUUGUUAAUUUGAUGUUUGUAAAUUGUUAAUUUAAUAUUAUUAUUUGAAUCAACUUAAACCUUUUAUGUUAACAAUAAAUGUGGAAUUCUAAUAACUAAAUCUACAUUAUUGUUGCCAAUUUCACAUUUUGUUAAGUCAACUUUCAAUUAAGUUACUGUAACUAGUAAUAGUUGUCGUAACUACAUUUAAAGUUUACAUAACAAAAUGGUCUAUGCAAGGAUAACGUGACAUGUUAAGUGCUCUGAGCUUGAAAAAGGCCACGCAACUAGAUGACUGGAAAUAACAAGUUGAAACAACAUUAAAGUGUGAGUUAUCUAAUUGAAUGUCACAUUUUAAAAAAGAGUCAAGCCUACGUCAUACUGAGUUAUUGUAACACAUAGUUCUCAACCUGUUUGGCUGGUGGCGCUAGACUGUGGCUACGAGCAAGUCAAGCAGGCCACACACAAAUAAAUAACUAUACUAUUAAUGACAGACAAGAUUGCCAUAGGCUGCAGGUUGAGAACCACUGUUUUAACUCAACAAAAUGACUGACUAAUACAAAUUGUAAACUUAAUAUAACCCCGCAUGUACAGUUGAACAAAGUUCAGAUUUAGUAAAGCUUAUCUCCAUUUUAAAAUGACUUAAUAUUUACAAUGAUUGUUUUACUAUCAAGAGGACAUUGAUCGAUUCAACAACUUACAUUGAAAUCAAUUCAUUCUAUCUAGCUUGUAAUGACAAAAUAGUCCUUUUGUGUAUUUCAGAACAUUUAUUACACUAUGUAUUAACAAAUACAUUUGCAACAAUGUAUCGUUCCCUAGAAUGCAUUUUUAUUGUUAUUAAAAAUAAAUCUAACGCAUAUUUUUAGAUUAAUGUCUUUGGGUGCAUUUAAACGGGCAGCCAAAUUCUGCUGUCACUAAUUGGUAUUUUAACCAAUAUCAGGGAAGAUUUUAAAAAAGAAAAAAUUAAGAUAAAAUGUUUUGUCAAAGUUUUAUUUAUUCCACUGUCCAAUAAACCCAUACACAUUUGUAAAUGGCA